UAAGUGCAUCGCUAGCACAGUUGGUCCGAGCCGCCGAAGGGUCUGGUCGCAGAGACAGGGACGCGCAAUCCUCAGCGUGCUCCAUCCCGACAGCAGCCCUCCACGGCUCGGCAGGGCAGCGAGCCUCUGGGCACCGGCCCCGCUGCUCCACGGAAAAGCCUGAUGAAGUCCUCCGAUAUCGAUCAGGAUUUAUUUACAGACAGUUACUGCAAGGUGUGCAGCGCACAGCUGAUAUCGGAGUCUCAGCGCGUGGCCCACUACGAGAGUCGAAAACAUGCCAGUAAAGUCCGACUAUACUACAUGCUUCACCCCAGGGACGGUGGGUGUCCCGCAAAGAGGCUCCGAUCAGAGAAUGGAAGCGAUGCCGACAUGGUGGAUAAAAACAAGUGCUGUACUCUCUGUAACAUGUCCUUCACCUCCGCGGUGGUGGCUGACUCACAUUAUCAAGGCAAAAUCCAUGCCAAAAGGUUAAAACUGUUGCUAGGAGAGAAAACCCCAUUAACGACCACAGCGCCUCUGAGCUCACUUAAACCUCCGAGAGUGGACACUGCUCCAGUGGUCUCAUCUCCCUAUCAAAGAAGAGAUUCAGACAGAUACUGUGGGCUCUGUGCAGCCUGGUUUAACAAUCCUCUGAUGGCCCAGCAGCAUUAUGAUGGCAAGAAACACAAAAAGAAUGCAGCAAGAGUUGCUUUGUUAGAACAGCUUGGGACAACUCUGGAUACGGGGGAAUUAAGAGGUCUGAGGCGCAAUUACAGAUGUACCAUCUGCAGUGUCUCUCUAAACUCAAUAGAACAGUAUCAUGCCCAUCUGAAAGGAUCUAAACAUCAGACCAACCUGAAGAAUAAGUAGUGAAAACAUCAAUCAAGAGAUGAGAAAAAAUAAGUUAGGAUUUCUGUGCCGUGGAGAAUCGCUUACCAACCACCAGAAGAAGAUUCUUUCUGGAACAAUGAACAUUUCUUAUGAGGAUUCACAGAUUAACAUAUGACUAAUUUCAGUUUUGGAGAGUGAAUGAGCUUUCUUUCUUUCUUUUUUUUUUAAUUUUGUGGUAAGUUAUGAUAUUUGGAUGGUUUUUAAAAACUCUUUCCUGAGAAUAUAUUUAGCACACGUUCUCAAUUAUAAUCCUAUAGCAAACAGCGGGAGCAUCGUUCAAACUUGAAAGCAGUGGAAAAUCUCAAUUUCCAAUUUAUUCUCAGAUUUCUUCAACAUAUAAUUAUUCUGUUAAAUCCUUGCUGAUCGAGAUGUAAACCACUUCAAUCAUGAAAUAAACUUUAUUUUUUCAUCUUGUUGACGUGAUUGGUGGCAACGUGCACAGAACCAGACAAAUCACUAUUAGUAGAAAAUAUAUAAUGGACACAAAUUCCCAUUUCACCUUCCAAAAUGUGAGCCAUCUUUGCCAUCUGAACCAGAAUGAAGAGGGUAAUCAAGGAGGAAUCCUCGUCUUUUUUUUCUGAUCAUUCAAACAACAGUUUCUCGAGGUUAAGUCAAGUCCUCUUUUGCAAGCUGCCAAAGUAAUAACUUAGGAAAAGAAUUCGUUUUCCUGCAUGAUGAUCCUCUUAGGCAAAAAUGUCUUAAUAGCAGUUGACCUUGAUGAAACGUUUUCCCAAAGGCAUUCGAAAGAAGAAUGAUCAACCCCAUAUGAGAGGGAAAUAAAUGAGGGCUUCUUAUGAAGUUGGCCUGAAUUGUGGGCUUUCGUGUAGGGCACUGAUGAUUUGGAAAGAAGUGAGUGAAUUCUGAACAAAGGACCGCCUUGGGUAUUGAGGUCACCUAUUCCUCUGUUUCUCACUGAAGUCCUUUUGCUGAACUGAGAUUCAACCACUUCUUUAGAGAGAACGCCACUGGCGGACUAGAAAACCAUUACUCCCUGAUGGGGACUAUCUCGGAGGUUUACAUUUCUAGGUUGAAAUCUUCUCCGUGGCGAGUGGAUUUGGAGUCCUACAGGCUGGCUGCAGAGCUGGGCGUUUAAAUGCUUCUUAGGGCCUGGCUGGGGUUGCCCUUUGUGCAUUGUGACUGAUCUCCUGGUGUCAGGAUUUUCUGUAUGUCUGUGAUUUUUCCACAGAGAGCUGAGGUGGUUAAAACUCAGUGAGCAACGAAUGAAACGACUUAGGCAUCACAGUGUUGUCACGGAGGUGUUUGCAAUUUGGCACCGUUCUCUUGAGAAGGGUCCACUCGGGAGAGACCAGCCUUGUCAGUUUCCGUGUCUGCAGAGAGAAGAGGCCACGCCGGCCACGCCAGUCCUGGGCCAUCCCUUGGGAAGGAAGGAGCCUUUGAAAGGAAGCAGUCUAUUUUUCUGUUUUGGAAAGCACACAAAAGAGGUACAAACCUCCAAUGAUGACUUUUCUUCAAGUGUGUAAAAUAAGGCUUUCUUUGUCAAUUCUGCUGUAAAAUAAGCAUUGUCCAAGUAAAAAAAAAGAAAGAAAAAGUCUGUUUCUGUUUGUGGGUGAGCUCAUAUCCUUCAGUGUUUUUUGUUGUUAUUGUUGUUAAUAACAAUAUAGACACGCCUAUGAACGUAGAUCUCUUUUGCUUUUCAGAAAG
Molecule: messenger RNA, 2532 nt
Organism: Orcinus orca (killer whale)
Lineage: Eukaryota; Metazoa; Chordata; Mammalia; Artiodactyla; Delphinidae
Gene: ZMAT4
Product: zinc finger matrin-type 4
Exons: 7
Coding region: 163-849 (228 amino acids)
Molecular function (GO): nucleic acid binding; zinc ion binding
Source: RefSeq, a predicted model, not a curated record